GCCUGCUAUCACCAUGACGACCAUUCACCACCAGCAGAUGCUACAGGAGCUUAUAUCCAUGAAGGAACCCGUGCCCAUGGAGUUCUCCAGCUCCACCACCCACAUGCACACCUUCUCCCAGACAACCAGGACCAGGGAAGCAAGGGGGGCGAAAUGGGAGACCUGCUACUGGUGGAGGCAAGAUGAACACAUAAACAAGCGACUUAAGCUCCGAGGCUACCGAGAAAGCCACGUUGCAGAGGUCCGUGAACUUCAUGCAGUUCUUCUCCUGGUGACCCGGAGUUCCAGCAUCCCUGAGGGUGAGAGCCUCCCUGAGCUCAUGGAGAAAUCUCACCCAAUUCCUCACCAGAGAUUGUGUCACUCCCACAGCGGCACCCUACCCCCCAAUAUCAAGAAGAUGUUGAAGGAAAGAUCUCCUCCUGCCCCCAAGAAGCAGCAGAAAGUGACAGAUGAGGAAGAGAUGCUGGACAUUUUGUCCAAGGUACCCAAGAAGGAGUGUGUGGCCACCAUCGCCCGUGGCCACCAGAAUCCCAGCACAAGCCCAGCCAAGUUGUGCAUAAUGCUGAACAACAGGAAGGUGGAGAUCACGUGGCUGAAGGAUGGCAAGGAGAUCACGGAUUUGCCUGGCGUGCAGAUCGUGAAGCAGGAUGCAGGGCACCUGCUCAUCUUCCCCAGCACGAGCCCAGGACAAGAGCAGAAGUACCCACUCGGGGCCAAGGAUGCGAAGAGGAAGCUUAGGCACAAAGUAGACCCCUGCCUGCAGCCCUUGAGCAGAUGCUCCUACCAUCCACCCGUCCACCCUAGAGGUACUGGAAGUGCACCCGUGGCUGUGAAGCUCACCAUCUCCAACUGUGUGUGAGAAGACAGCAGCCUGGACUUGCUCAAGCACAAGAAUGCAAGCACGGGCACCGCCACACUGCAUCCCAGAGUGCUGGAUCGUCCCAAACCUCCCUAGGGGUGAGUGGAGUUCCUGGAACUCUAGGAUAAUCGUGAGCACGGGAAGUGGAAGGCCCCAGUGGAAGGCAGGCAGCCUGUGACACAUUUCAUAGUGGAACAGAAGGCAGCUGGCAUGAAGUCCUGGGUUAAUAUAGGUGAAUCAGACAGCAAAGUGACCAACUUCUCCAGCACCAAGGUGGAAGAGGGAAAGGCCUGGCAGAUCCACACUCUGACAGUUUGGAAGAAAAAUGGCUUCACCACCCAGGGCCCGGAAGCUAUCACCAAGGGCAACAACUACUCCCAGUUCCUCGUCAACAGCACCGGGCACUCUGAUUCAGGGCUGUAUCAUCUCAUGCCCCAGAAUCCUCUGGGGAGGGUGUCACAUGCACUCCAGGACCUGAGUGUGGAGCUCAAGCCCUACCAGGAGGACUUGCCCCCCACUGCACUCCUGAUCCUGCUCAAGCUGCAUCCAGUGCUCCGCGGCCAGGACUGCACCACAACCUGUGCCUCCCUUGGAAACCCCACGGCCAACUCGAAGUUCUGGUUCAACUAAUCGAGCGGCAUGUGCACCACCGUCCUCCCCACCUGCGGUGACAGUGAGUAGUGUGCUCAUGAGCCGGGCAGUGACCGCAGCAGCUGCCCCCUCACGGUCUAUGACAAAGAUGACAAGACCAUUAGCACCCACCACAGAGCCUGAGAAGAAACCCAAGCAUCCUAUGUGAGCUCCACGAGGCUGCAUGAGCAGGGCUUUCUGGCCCACUCUCCAGAUGGCCACAGUGUCGAAGCUCUAUUUGCCCUCUGGUACACACCAGUGUAAACACUCUGUGCAAGCAGAGGACCGUAAGUGCACAGAAUGGCCGGGGAGACAGCUCAGCAACUUAAGUGCCUUCCUGGCAAGCGCAAGGUCCUGA
Messenger RNA from Octodon degus (degu), 1847 nucleotides. RefSeq names its product immunoglobulin superfamily member 22 (gene Igsf22). NCBI's taxonomy places the organism in Eukaryota, Metazoa, Chordata, Mammalia, Rodentia, Octodontidae. The record is from RefSeq and is a predicted model, not a curated record.